This is a messenger RNA of Oenanthe melanoleuca, 1268 nucleotides long. It is a transcript of the gene NICN1, whose product is annotated as nicolin 1, tubulin polyglutamylase complex subunit. The record is from RefSeq and is a predicted model, not a curated record. The transcript has 6 exons. Bases 16 to 975 code for a protein of 319 amino acids. Gene Ontology annotation, cellular component: nucleoplasm. Lineage: Eukaryota; Metazoa; Chordata; Aves; Passeriformes; Muscicapidae.
UAAACUCGCCCGGGGAUGCCGGUGCCGGUAUCGGGGAGGCGCUGGGAUGGCCCCGGUGCGGGGGAUGCCCGGCCCCGGUGCAGGGGAUGCCCGCAGCCAUCGCGGCCCCGGGGCGGGGGAUGCCCGCAGCCAUCGCGCUCCCGUUCCCGCCCCCGCUCCCGCCGUGCCGGGGCCGCCCCGGGGCGGCGGCGGGGCGGCGGCGCCCCCUGCCGGUGCCCGCGGGCGGUGACGCCAUCCCCGCCCGGCCCCGCCCCGGAGCGGCGGCCGCGCGGCGCCGCCAUGUCGGGAGCGGCGGGGCCGGGUCCGCCCGCCGGGCCGGGCCGCUCCCCGCUGCCCUGCGCCCCCCGCCCCGCCGCCCCGCUCCAGCUGGCCGGGGGGGCCGAGCCCGCACGGCCCGGCGUCGCCGUCAUCGACCUCCGCUUCCCCCGCGGCGCUGCCGCCGACGUGAGUGCGGCCGCGCCCGCCGCGGUGCAGGAGAUCGUGUUCAGGAACUUCUACACGGCGUUCCUGAGCGUGCGGGUGCAGCGGCCCGGUCCCAGCGGGUCCCGGCGCUGGGUGACCUGCCUGCGGGACCUGUGCCUGAUGCCUUGCCCACACACCGAGGAGGGUUCCCAGGACUACUUCUGCCUCCACCGGCACCAGAUGCUGUGUGAUGUGGACCAGGUGACAGCAAUGCGAUUCAUCCUGCGACAGCCCUCCCCAGUCUGGCUCCACUUCACCAUCGAGGACCUGCAGAUUUUCCCCCCUGGACAGAAGAGUCCGCAGAAGGAUUUUCCCUCCUGGCUCUCCCAGCUGACCCCUCCGGAGCAGCCAGCCAGUCUGCACGGGGAGCUCCCUGAUCCGGAGAAGGUGUCGACAGAGGUCCAGCAAAUGUGGGUGCUGACAGAGGUGAUCCGGGCUCGCCAGGCAGCUGCCCGCAUCGGGCGCUUUGACGUGGAUGGCUGCUACGAUGUCAACCUGCUUUCCUACACCUGAACCCACUGGUGCUGGUGCCAGCUGGGGAGAAGUGUCCCUUCCGUGCUCCUGGGGCCUGAGUGGACUCCUGCAUUCCCACCUCGGCCAUUGACCCCACAGGGGUCCUAAGCCCUCCCUGUGCCCCUUCCCUGACUCCCUCUGCGCUGCCCAGCAGUGAGGGGCAGCGCUGCCACUCCAGAGACCCCUGUGAGCCUCUCCUGUCCCGUGGGCAGAGGCCGGACACUGCAAAGGGGUGCAGGGGGACCGAGGGGUGCGGGAUGCUGGAGGGAUCACCACUAAAAGCUGCUACGUUG